Cyclocybe aegerita is the source of this 792-nucleotide messenger RNA. The record is from the annotation of a GenBank genome assembly. Lineage: Eukaryota; Fungi; Basidiomycota; Agaricomycetes; Agaricales; Hemipholiotaceae.
AUGAUCCUCAACCGCCUACACGCUCUUUUCUUCGUCGCCGCUGCCAUUCUUUUCAGCGGUGUCGCCGCCCGUCCCCAGUUCAGCAGCGCCCAUGCCCUCCAGAAACGCGAGCCUACUACCCCCGAGUUAGAGCUGCGUACCAACGCCGCGCGUAUGGCUGCUGGGUUGGGUCCAUCCAAGCCGAAGCGCAUGUUCGAUGCUACUCGCGUCAUUGAGGCCCGUACCUACCCAUCUGGUGCUCCUCAGACGACCUACCGUAUUCGCAUCAACAAAGCCGACGGCGGUCAAUGGCCAGGUAGCAAGAAGAUGUACGUCGCGAGGUCAUACACCAGCAGCAACAGGUUCGACGGGACAACGAGCGAUAACUCGAACCAGCAUCUGAAGAUUACCGUUGGCACUACAAGCGGACUCACGAGUCUUACCAUGACCAACGGUCCCUCUGGAGCGUAUCCAUACCUUGGAUUCGCUAGGGAAAACACCAACUCCCUGACCACCGGGUACGCUUCAGGAAGUGGUUGGUACAACUCCUUGACGAGCACCAAAGCGACCUCUUUGGGAGCGGGGCCAAGCAACGUCGGCAACUCCAUGUCUCCCAGCUACAAAUACUCCGAGUCCACCAUCUGGUCAGUUGAAGGCGGCGCGCAGCUUAAAGCGAAAUGGGUCAACAGUCCCGGUCAGAGCGCACAAGACACCACUUUGUAUUACGCAUCCGAUUGGGAUACCCUCGUCCAGACCAGGAAGACCUCCGGGCUGCCUUCCCACUUCGUCAAAGUCAACCUCGUCCUCGUCUAA